Molecule: messenger RNA, 2412 nt
Organism: Penicilliopsis zonata CBS 506.65
Lineage: Eukaryota; Fungi; Ascomycota; Eurotiomycetes; Eurotiales; Aspergillaceae
Exons: 2
Coding region: 1-2412 (803 amino acids)
Biological process (GO): mitochondrial double-strand break repair via homologous recombination; meiotic DNA double-strand break formation; double-strand break repair via homologous recombination
Cellular component (GO): nucleus; Mre11 complex
Molecular function (GO): DNA endonuclease activity; 3'-5'-DNA exonuclease activity; manganese ion binding
Source: RefSeq, a predicted model, not a curated record
AUGCCGGGGUCUAACGCAGAGACGAUCCGGAUCUUGGUCUCGACGGACAACCAUGUUGGGUACAACGAGCGGGAUCCGAUCCGGGGGGACGACAGCUGGAAGACGUUCCACGAGGUGAUGUGUCUCGCGAAGGAGCGGGACGUGGAUAUGGUCCUGCUCGCGGGCGAUUUGUUCCACGAGAACAAGCCGUCGCGCAAGUCGAUGUACCAGGUGAUGCGGUCGCUGCGCAUGAAUUGCCUGGGGGACAAGCCCUGCGAGCUGGAGAUGCUGAGUGACGCGAGCGAGAAUUUCCAGGGGGCGUUCAAUCACGUCAACUACGAGGAUCUAGACAUCAACGUGGGCAUUCCAGUGUUUUCCAUCCACGGGAACCAUGAUGACCCAUCCGGCGAGGGCCACCUGGCGGCUCUAGACCUGCUGCAGGUUUCAGGCUUGCUCAACUACUAUGGACGGACCCCGGAGUCGGACAAUAUCCAGAUCAAGCCGGUGUUGUUGCAAAAGGGCCGCACAAAGCUUGCCCUGUAUGGUAUGAGCAACGUGCGCGAUGAACGACUCUUCCGUACCUUCCGCGACGGCAAGGUCAAGUUCUUCCAGCCGUCGACUCAGAAGAGCGAUUGGUUUAAUCUGAUUUGCGUCCACCAGAACCAUCACGCCUACACGGAGACUGGCUACCUGCCCGAGAACUUUCUGCCAGAGUUCCUCGAUCUGGUGAUUUGGGGCCAUGAACACGAGUGUCUUAUCAACCCACGUCGCAACCCAGAGACUCAUUUCCAUGUCAUGCAGCCCGGGUCCUCGGUGGCGACCUCUCUGGUCCCGGGAGAAGCAGUCGCGAAGCAUGUGGCGAUUCUCAGCAUUACGGGCCGGGAGUUCAAGUGCGAGCCCAUCCGGCUGCGAACCGUGCGGCCUUUCGUGAUGCGUGAAAUCGUCCUGUCGGAAGAAAAGGGUGCCCGGAAGCUUGCUCGGAAGGAAAACAACCGGACCGAGCUCACUCGCUUCCUGAUGUCCAUUGUGGAAGAGCUUAUCGAAGAGGCCAAAGCAGAGUGGCUGGAAAUUCAAGAAGGCGAGGAGAAUGAGGAGGGAGAGGAGGGAGUACAGAUCCCUCUGCCGCUCGUACGCUUGCGGGUUGAAACCUCGGCGCCUGACGGUGGGAGCUUCGAUUGCGAGAACCCCCAACGAUUCUCUAACCGCUUCGUUGGUAAGGUAGCCAACGUGAAUGAUGUAGUGCAGUUUUACCGCAAGAAAAAGAACGCCACGGCUGGCAAGAAGGACACGGCUCUGGAGGAUGCUCCGAUCUCGCAUCUUACCACUCUCGACACCGUGAAAGUGGAACAGUUGGUUCGAGAAUUCCUUGCUGCGCAGUCACUCAGUAUCUUGCCCCAGAACUCUUUCGGAGACGCCGUCACCCAGUUUAUUGACAAGGAUGACAAGCAUGCGAUGGAGAUGUUUGUGAACGAGUCGUUGGAGAACCAGAUGAAGCAUCUCAUGGCUCUAGAUCGAGGCUACGAGGAUAUGGACGACGAAGAGGCGGCGCAAAGUUCUCUUCAAGCGGCGAUGGAGAAAUACCGUACGCAGAUGGAAGAGCUGUUCGCCAAGGGCACAAAACGGCCAAGCAGGGGCAAGAGACGGUUUAAACCCAAGCCUGACGGAUGGGAUACCGAAUUCGAUGGGGUGUGGGAAGACCAGCCUGGGGCACUCAUUCACUCCGACAGCGAGGGCAAUGAUCCCAAUGGAGAAGAAGAUGCUGCCGAGGAUGGUACGGAGCCCGCUAAAAGAACCAAUACCUCCACUCGAGGACGUGGCCGUGGCCGUGGCCGUGGAGGCAGGGCUGCAGCGGCCGCUGCCACGACCCGCAAAACGACUGGCAAGACCACGAAUACGAAAAAGGCGGCGGUUACAGCUAAUACCGGGAGGGGCCGUCGCAAGAACGCCAUCUCUUCAGAUGAAGAAGACGAAAACGAUGUCAUCAUGUUGGACACUGAUGAUGACGAUAUCGAGGAGCCGUCAGUCACGGCCCACCGUGUUGAAGACGACGACGACGACGAUGAUGAUGAUGAUUCCCAGGCACUUUUCGUCAAGCAGCCGCGGUCUACUACUACUACUACUACUACUACUACUACUAAAACACGAAAUGCAGUUCCUCCAUCUACUACGACUCGCCGCACCGCCACACGCAAAGCUGUGUCUCCCGCCCCCUCAUCCGCGACGCUGGGUGCCUCAGGAACGCGUCGAGCCCCCGCGCGCUCGACAGCAGGGGGAAGAAGCAAGCAGGCCACCCAGAUGACGUUGAACUUCACCGGGUCUCAAGCGAGUCAACGCAGCACUGGUCGAGCGGGGCGGGCAACGAGACAGAUGAGCGAGGAUAUUGACGAUGACGACGAUGCGUUUGAGCCCAUGCCGAGUACACGGCGAAAGUAG